GUCAAUGUCAUCUUUGAAUCGUCCGGCGAAGUUGCAUUUUCAUGAAACAUUAGAAAUUAUUACAGUAACCAAGUUAUUUAAGUGAUUUUUAUAGAAUAUAAUACUUAUAUUGUAUAAACAUGGCUCGGCGUUAUGAUACUCGAACAACCAUUUUCUCGCCGGAAGGUCGGCUUUACCAAGUUGAGUAUGCUAUGGAAGCCAUCAGUCAUGCGGGAACAUGUCUAGGUAUCUUGGCCACGGACGGCAUCUUGCUGGCCGCAGAACGCAGAAAUACAAACAAACUUCUUGAUGAAGUAUUUUUUUCUGAGAAAAUCUACAAGCUGAAUGAUGAUAUGGUAUGCUCUGUGGCUGGUAUCACGUCAGACGCCAAUGUUCUGACUAAUGAACUCAGACUGAUUGCCCAGAGGUACCUCCUUCAGUAUGGAGAGUCUAUUCCUUGUGAACAACUUGUUUCUUGGCUGUGUGAUGUCAAGCAAGCUUACACACAGUACGGAGGUAAGAGGCCUUUUGGUGUAUCAAUCCUGUACAUGGGCUGGGACAAGCACUAUGGCUACCAGCUCUACCAAUCAGACCCCAGUGGUAACUACGGUGGAUGGAAAGCCACUUGCAUCGGAAACAACAGCGCUGCUGCUGUAUCAAGUCUGAAACAGGAAUACAAGGAAAAUGAGACCACUCUUGCUGAAGCCCAGGCUUUGGCCAUCAAGGUGCUCAGCAAGACCCUGGACAUGACUAAGCUGACUCCAGAAAAAGUGGAAAUGGCAACAUUGACACGCAAAGACAAUAAGACUAUUAUCCGAGUUCUAACUAGCACUGAAGUAGAGAAACUUAUUGCUGACUUUGAGAAGAGUGAGGCCGAAGCUGAAGCCGCCAAGAAGCAACCCCCCAAGUCGUAAUUGUUCUCUUGUUCGGAAUAAGUGUUCUCAUAUUGGUACAUUAAAUAUUUUGCAAAAAAA
Molecule: messenger RNA, 953 nt
Organism: Spodoptera litura
Lineage: Eukaryota; Metazoa; Arthropoda; Insecta; Lepidoptera; Noctuidae
Gene: Prosalpha3
Product: proteasome alpha3 subunit
Biological process (GO): ubiquitin-dependent protein catabolic process
Cellular component (GO): proteasome core complex; proteasome core complex, alpha-subunit complex
Source: RefSeq, a predicted model, not a curated record